GCUACGUCACGUGCCUUUUUAACAUGAAUACGGACACACAUAUCAAGAAUGAGAACGGGACCAAUACCUCUCUCCCUUGUAACUUCAUGGAUGAAACAAUUGCAGACAUUUGUAGGACCAUCGUCUGCGCUCUUAUCCUGACAACAUCGAUGAUUGGUAACACAAUGGUUGCCAUUGUCGUUUACCGAGACCGAAAAAUGAGAACUACAGUUAAUUUUCUGAUAGUUAACAUGGCUGUUUCUGAUUUCCUGUGCUCAGUUGUCGUUAUUCCAAGGGUCUUGACUGAGAUUCACACCUACCAUGGAUCUUGGUUGAUUGGGGGAACUACAGGUCUAGUGUUAUGCAAGGUGGUGUACUUUUUACAAGAUGUCACCGUGGCUGUGUCAUUGUUGACGCUGCUCGUGAUCGCUAUUGAACGUUACAACGCCAUCUCUCGUCCAUUCCUUCUUGAUACCAUUCCAAAGAAACGGUGUGCGGUGAUGAUACUGUCUACUUGGGUUUUAGCUUUUUUGAUGUAUAUAACGGAUUUUUUCACAUUUGAAUUUUCCAUUGUGGAAGAAGGUCUAUCAUGUCAUCAUAGCUGGGACCGGUUGGUAUCAGAUCCGAAAAAGGCGACAGAAAUAGAAUCCCUUGUCCACACGAUUAUGGCUUUGAUGAUUCCUUCCGUCGUCGUGAUCGCCUUUUACACCGUAAUUCUUAUUAGAAUCAAGCGAACGCCGGUUCCUGGUGAUCAAACUUCGAUUGGACGAAGGCGAAAACGAAGGCGCGACAGAAACAUCCUUAACAUAUUGCUAGCAAUCGUCCUUGCAUUCGGCUUCUGCUGGUUUCCAUUUAUAGUUUACACGUAUUUGGUAACUUACAUUUGGAUAAAGAAGGACUUAAACAUAGAAAUUCCUUGUUACAUGGAAACCUUUGGAGAAUGGGCGCUCUAUUUGACAUUUCUAAAUUCGUCGGUAAAUCCUGUCAUUUACUUUACCUUCUGUGAAAACUAUCGAAAUGGACUCUACAAACUUUUUUGGCCAUGUUUGUCACCUUGUAAUGUCAAACAGCCUCGUGAAAAAGGUGACAAAUAUGCUCCAUCAAGGGUUCAAGCUGGUAGAUACCGGAGCAAUAGAAGUGUGCCUCGGGAUGAGAAAGAGUACAUUCAUUUGCAAGUUCAAAAUCCUUGA
Molecule: messenger RNA, 1169 nt
Organism: Pocillopora verrucosa
Lineage: Eukaryota; Metazoa; Cnidaria; Anthozoa; Scleractinia; Pocilloporidae
Product: neuropeptide FF receptor 1-like
Biological process (GO): G protein-coupled receptor signaling pathway
Cellular component (GO): membrane
Molecular function (GO): G protein-coupled receptor activity
Source: RefSeq, a predicted model, not a curated record